AUGAACAAUACGGAAAACGAAAGCAAUAAUAAGGAUAAUAAGGACGUCAAGACUUCAGUUACACCCAAGACAUCACCCAAAGUAGCAUCGAAAGAAAUUAAUAAGGUUACAACAACAAAUCAUAAAAAAGUCAAUAAAAAGGAGAGUAAUUCAAGAGCACGAUUACUUUCACGAUGUACGCAUCCAAAACAUGAAGUGUAUACGGAAAAAACGACAAAGCCACCGGCCACAAGUCCACCAAGCAAGAAACGUAAAAAUAAUCAAGGAAAAGAAGUAACAUAUGAUGUAGAAGGACGAGCUUUAGUUCCUAUGCCUAAACGGUUAGAGGGAGUUCUGAACAUAGAUCGUGGAAGUUUGAUGUGUCGACCUUGUCUCGCUAAGACCGACAAAGAUCCAGAA
Molecule: messenger RNA, 399 nt
Organism: Racocetra persica
Lineage: Eukaryota; Fungi; Glomeromycota; Glomeromycetes; Diversisporales; Gigasporaceae
Source: the annotation of a GenBank genome assembly